Messenger RNA from Arctia plantaginis, 309 nucleotides. Lineage: Eukaryota; Metazoa; Arthropoda; Insecta; Lepidoptera; Erebidae. The record is from the annotation of a GenBank genome assembly.
AUGAUCGUAUUAACGUGUUUCGCCCUAGUCGUUUGCAUCAAUGCUAAAGCUCUAAACAAUUCAAAAGUUACAUCAACUCCGGAUAAAAUUACUUUUUUAGAUAGUACGGAAAUUAAAAAAUCUCAAUUAUCACCAGUCUUGAAGAGGAAUGUUAAUGCACAGACGACAUCGCCAACAGUGUCGAGAAGUAUUGGUGAUUCGUCGAAAAACAAGUUGCCUGCAAUUGACAACCGAGUUGCUAUCCGAGCUGGAUCCUGUCCGCUGGGUUAUGACAGAGUGGGUGGCUUUUGUGUUCCUAGUGACUAUUGA